UAUGUGUUUGUGUGUGUGUGUGUGUCCUGAUAUGCAGAUUUAAAAGGAACAGACUACAACCUCACCAUUUCUAUUUCAAAAAAGAGCCGCCAUUGUGUACCAUGUAAGCCACCUGGAAAAAAGCCAGGUGGUGCUAUUACUCUCCCUCCCCCUGAUAGCAAUAAUGGCACUGGUAUCAGCAUGGAAGAUGCAGCAAAAAUCGUGAAUAAUAUCUCCUUAUUGCUGGAACGCAUGGUCAAUGAAAGCACAGCAACCAUCACAAUAGGCAAUAUUAAAGGGGUGAUCACUAAACUCCCCCCAAAAAAUCAAACCGACAUCAUCUUUGGCAUUACAACAAGUGUUGAUAUAAAUGUUCUUGAGGAUAAUGAUUCGAUGACGGGCUUUUCUCGAUCGGUGCUAAUCCCUUCAGAGGCCAGCACUAUGGCAGUGAAAAGAAAUAGUUCAUUUGCUGCAGUUCUAGUUUUUCCGGGAAUUCGUCAGGAUGACCCCAAAAGUUUUUUUCUUAACAAUGAGGGAAUGGGAAUUGAAAUGGGAACAGAUAUAUCCAAUCUCUCACAUACCAUAGACAUCCAUUACAGAAAUGUGGACAAGAAUGGAAGAAUUGCUUCUUGUAGAUCGUGGGAUGGAAAAGGGAAAAAGGUGAUCUGGAUCAAAGAUGGCUGUAAGACAAAAGAAACCAGUGGCAGCAUCACAUGCCAGUGCUCUCAUCUAACAUUUUUUGCAAUACUCAUGUCCCCUCCACCUGGAAACAUAAGCUCUUCAGAUUUCACGUCUCUGACCUACAUCACCUCAAUCGGCUGUGGCCUGUCAAUGUUUUUCUUGGCGGUGGCUCUCUUCAUGUAUUGUUUUAUCAGAAAAGGGAAAGCAAGCCAAGCAACUAAGAUCCUGAUGAACCUGUUUGUUUCCAUGUUCACCCUGAACUUGUCCUUCCUGGUAAAUGAGAGCAUUGCCAACUUGGGAAACUUCGGCGCAUGCGUGGCGGUGGCAGCAGUUAUGCACUACACUAUGUUGGCCACUAUUUCCUGGUUUUUUAUAGAGGGUCUACACUUUUACUUUACUCUAUGGAAGCUUCCCACUGACAUCAAACAUUACAUGAUGAAGAUUUGCGUCACAGGAUGGGGCACACCAGCUGUAGUGGUGAUCGCUCUUGUCGCCGUGAGACAAUAUGAUUACAUGGUCAUUUACACUGAUGCUGGGAAUUCAGCAAAAAUGUGCUGGAUCUCUAAUGCUGUUGUCCACCAGGGGGUGAACGUUGGUUACUAUGCUGUAGUGUUCAUCUUCACCUUCAUCGUAUUUAUCAUGACUGUGCGGAAGAUUGUUCUCCUGAAGUCUGCAGCAGGGAAAGCUCAAGACACUAGCUCCAUCAAGACAAACUUUUUCUCCAUUCUAGGCCUGUUCUUCCUGCUCGGCAUCACCUGGGCUUUUGCUUUCUUCAGCUUCGGACCUCUGCUCAUAGCCUCCUACUAUAUCUUCACCAUCCUCAACUCCUUUCAAGGUUUCUUCCUGUUCAUCUACUAUUUCAAUUCCAGCAAGAUCGCUAGAGAGGACAGAAGCUUUAUAGCCAGCGGUAACACCACAGAUACAUCAAACACAGUUGUCACAAAUCCACAUUGAUACUUCAAGUGGGGACAGAAAGUGUUCUGUGCCAGAGAUUAUGUUGACACAAGAGGGCAGCAUUUUAUUUCAUAUAGUCAAGCAGAGCCUCUGUUGAAUGAGGUGCUGGUAAGAUGCUAUACAAAGGUUCUCAUUCUCCCUGACUACCCAGCUAAUUUGGAUUACCUUCAUUGAGAAAAAUGACUAAUGAGUCAAGCACUGACACAGGAGAUUGAGUAAUCUCCUGGAAAUAAUUUGUGCCGAUGACUCAACAGAAGCCCUGUUUUACUCACUGUGAAACACUCAGUAACGAUUGUGAUUCACUCAGAAUAUAUCACAAAGGUCCUAAAUCAAAGCUUCAGUCAUACACUGGAAUGUUCAAAUAUGUUCAAUAUUAUAAUAAUGUUCAAUAUUCAAAUGCUAAGAAAAAUAUGACCGAUGUGGUUGUCAUAUGGACUGAAGAUGGCAAAGCACAAAGAAAAAAAAAAAGGUGCAGGGAAAUCUUAUCUCUCACACUCUUUACAGUGUUUGGGGGCUGAGCUAGCCAGCUAGCGCUUUGCGUGCCUGCAGAUAAUUACCUUGUGUCUACAGAGAGCAGUAUCCACUGUGCGGGGAGCCUUAACUGGCUAACAAGAAAUGAGCUCAUGGCUACCUAUAGUGAUAAGAGGCCUGAGGGCACGCCACUAUGUUGAAACUAUUCUCUGAAAUAUUGCUGUAGUUAACUAGCAUUUAAACCUUUUAAUAAGUUAAGUGUAACUUGGUGAAAUGCAUUACCUUAAUGACCAGGAGUCAUUGGAAAUUGUGUAUUUUUUUGUGUGUAAUUGUUUCCUAUAGAUUUAAUUUUUGGAUAUAUAGGUUUUGGAUAUUGAUAUACGGAUGCCUGCUUCUUUUCUAUUUAUUUGUUUUUGUGUUCUAAUAGCCUUAAAAGGCUUGAUCCUUGAUCCUUGAUUCAGCAUCUCAGGACAACAUAUGUAGACCUAACUAAAAUGUGUAAAUUGCUUUAGUGAGAUUGCCUGCAGAAGUGCAAUAAAGUUUAAGGUUUCUUAAGUGGA
Messenger RNA from Sander lucioperca (pikeperch), 2645 nucleotides. Its product is annotated as adhesion G-protein coupled receptor G2-like. Gene Ontology annotation, biological process: cell surface receptor signaling pathway; adenylate cyclase-activating G protein-coupled receptor signaling pathway. The transcript is spliced from 12 exons. The record is from RefSeq and is a predicted model, not a curated record. Gene Ontology annotation, molecular function: G protein-coupled receptor activity. Gene Ontology annotation, cellular component: membrane. The coding region runs from base 181 to 1614 and encodes 477 amino acids. Lineage: Eukaryota; Metazoa; Chordata; Actinopteri; Perciformes; Percidae.